AAAAAAUGUGCCCGUGACGUAAAAAUCGUCACUUAGUAUAAAGCCCAAGUCCCUCCUCUUCGGGCUCAUUCCUGGAUUUGGUCAAAGGUGUGAAUUCGCAUUGCCGAAGACUGGCCCGUCGAGGACUUUGAACAACUCUACUCAAAUUCAUAUUUUUUUCAUCAAGUAAUGGACAUUCGAUUACUAUUUUUGCCUCCAGUUUGUUCCUGAAGGAAAGGCUAGCUUUCAGCCCCACCCAUAAGAAGUAUUUAAGUUGGUAUUAAAACCAUGAAGGUUGACGAUAUAAAAUUGAUGAAAUAAGAGAUAUAAGUGCCUGAAAAGCACACUCUAAUACACCCGAGACGCUGAGGAUCUAUAGUGUCAAUAGUAAGUUGAUUUUGAAGUUAAAUUUAAUAGAGACCAAUCAAGUGAAAAUGAUCGUAGACGAUAGGCUAGUUAGCGGUAGCUGGUUAACUGGCACCGUAAGAUAGCGUGGUUCUUUUCAAACCAUUUGAAUAUAGACAGUGUUUAAGUAUGAGCUCACACAGGAAAGUGGACGGAGACAUAAGGCUCCGUUUCUUUGUGUGUGAGACGGAAUGGGCGAUUUGUAUAAAUAAAAGUUAAUAGUCAGUAAAUCGUAAAUUAACCAUAAGCAAUCUAUUCAUAAAGAUUGCCGUAGGCACUGAAACGAAAUUCCAGCUCAUGAAGUCGGACUUUUUGCCUGCCAGAUUAAUUUUAUAGGGGCUGCUUCACGGAACGAACACUAACCGCAAUCUAUACAUAAAGAUUGCGUUAGCUUGAGGAUUGUGGACAUAUUUUAUGAAGCACUGUGUGUGUUGAAAUGUCGAUAAUUAAAGCACAGGGACUUUCCGAAAGCCCGCAUCACGUACUCGGCAAUCUGUGGAUAAAGAUUGCAGGAUGACUCAAGCAAAGUGCUCUUUCGAAACACAAACAGUCGGGGAUUGGCAAAAAUGGUGGACUGCUUGUGGUUUGCUUUUCGUCGUCGGACAGCUCCGGGGCUAGCCGAGUUCUCGGAGCAACGGUUUGGAGCUUUUACAAAACUGCCCAGCAGAAAAAGUACCGACUGCCUCGCGUGUAUGAUUGGGUAGAUAUGUGGUGGUUGGUGACUUGUUUACCUCUCAGGUCCACGGUAUUUGCUCGUGUGGGACUGCUUUCGUUUGUCGUCGUCGAAGUGGUUAACAGGGAGGGCUCUGAUUAGCAGGCGGCUCCAGCUCCCUCCCCUCUGACGGGCCGCUCAUCCACAGCAGCAGGCCUGUUCUCUGCUGAAAAGGACAGAUGGCGGGUUCAGUUAACUGCCCUUAUAUAACCGGAGGCGUUAGACGUUACUAUUUGAUUCAUUCAGUUUCUCCUCGAUGAGUAUGCCUUGUUAACAAGUCUACUAUUUAACAAACAACAGUAACAAAUAACAGUUAAUAAUAUAUUUUUUAGGGCUUGUUCAUUUGAGCAUAGUCCGAGUUAUUUUCCUAUAAAGUACCAGUGAUAAAUCUAGUAACACCACAGUAUGGCAGUGCACCAAUAAUGCUAUUUCCCCCACUGAUCCAGGGCCAUAAUCACCACUGAUUUUGUGUAUAUGCGUAACAAUUGUGACAUUUACAGGAAGUGGGUUAUUUGCAGUGUUGUGGAGGUCUGAGACUAUAUAUAACUUCUACUACAGCAGUUACCCGGACAUGGCAGGAGGACCGGUGGACCCCAGAGAGAUUCUAAAGGGUGUGGAGGCUCUGCUGGGGAAAGAUGGAGAGCUGCGCAGCCUGGAGGGAGUCCCAAAGGUGUUCAGCCUGAUGAAAGCUUCUAACAAGAUGGUCAGUAGAUGUAUGUACCUGAGCAUCCUUCUGCAGACCAAAUCACAUGAUGUUCUGAACAGGUUUAUCAGAGUUGGUGGCUACAGGAUGCUCAACUCCUGGCUCACCUACUCCAAAACCACCAACAACACCCCCCUAUUGCAACUCAUCCUGCUCACACUGCAGAAGCUGCCUCUCAAAGUGGACCACCUCAAGCAGAACAACACAGCCAAGCUGGUGAAGCAGCUGAGCAAGAGUGCAGACACCGAAGAGCUGAGGAAGUUGGCGUCUGUGCUGGUAGAAGGCUGGAUGGCUACAAUCCGCUCCCAGAGUGUGUCGAGCAGCGGCAGCUCUCCUGCUGAUAAGAAAAAGAAGAAAGAGGAGGGCAAGGUUCCGGUGCGGGACGUGAGGGAAAAGAGUGGAGAUGAGGAGAAGAAGAAGGAGAAACCUAAAGCCCAUGCACCCAGCCACGCAAAGAUUCGCUCCAUAGGUUUGGACAUUGACACUCCCAGCAUGGCCCCUGCUAAGAAGUCGCCCACCGCCCCACAGUUGGGCGACAAGUACAACAUCAAGCCUCCAGUCCUCAAGAGGCCAAGCUCUGGUCCAUCAGAUGCUCCACCUCUGGAGAAAAAAUACAAGCCUCUAAACACCCCCUCUAACUCUGCCAAAGAGAUCAAAGUCAAGAUCAUUCCAGCACAACCGAUGGAGUGCACAGGGUUCCUUGAUGCUCUGAACUCUGCUCCAGUGCCUGGGAUCAAGAUCAAGAAGAAGAAAGCCGGUGCUGGUACUCCCCCUAAUACCAAGGCUGUCUCCCCCACGUCUAACAAGGCGAGUCCCUUUGACAACAAACCCUCUGCAUAUUCAUCUUCAUCUUCUGCAAAACCGUCAUCCCCAGAAACGGCUACUUCCAUCACUCCUAUUGAUGAAAACCAGGAGCCGGAGAGGCCUGGGACCCCCGUUCCCUCCGAGGAGAAUGAGGUCUCUGACAACGGUGAGAAGCCUAACGCUCUGGCAGAACCACGAGGAGAAGAAGAAGGCUUGACCAAGAAAGGCAAGAAGAAGAAGACAGUUCACUGGGCUGAGGAGGAGCAGCUCAAACACUACUUUUUCUUUGAUCUGGAUGAGACAGAGAGAGUCAAUGUCAACAAGAUAAAGGACUUUGGUGAGGCCGCCAAACGAGAGCUAAUGAUGGACAGGCAGACGUUUGAGAUGGCCCGCCGGCUUUCCCAUGACACCAUGGAAGAGAGGGUCCCCUGGACCCCCCCAAGGCCCCUGACGCUGACCGGCAGCCUGGUCAUCCCCGGGGCCAACAGCACAGAGAAACUCACCCAGAGAGACCGUGAGAUGGGCAUCCUGCAGGAGAUCUUCCUCAGCAAAGACAGUGUGCCCGACAGUCCACAUGAACCAGACCCAGAGCCUUAUGAACCCAUGCCUCCCCGUCUCAUCCCUCUGGACGAGGACUCCACCAUGCUGGACGACGGCUACGUUGAGCCCAUGGACACGACGUCACAGCAGGGCUCUGCCAUGGCCCAGAACGAGAGCUCCAAGCUGCCCCCUGUCCUGGCCAACCUCAUGGGAAACCUGAGCAACAGCUCUCGCAGCCCUCAGGCUACACCCACAGUGACCAACCCUGUGACUCCCGCUGUCAACGUACAGGAGCUGCUCUCCUCCAUCAUGGGGGCUUCUGGUAACCAGUCUACUGAAGACUUGAUCAAGCAGCCCAACUUCUCAGACAAGAUCAAACAGCUACUGGGCUCCCUGCAGCAGACCCAGAACCAGAACCAGGUUGGACCUCCACCAGUCAACCCGGGUUUGUUGGGCCACGGUCCAGGCAUGAACAAUAUGAACAUAAACAUGCACAUGCCCAUGAACGGUGGCUACCCACCCAAUAACCCGCCCGGCGGUCCACGCUUCAACCACCCUCCACCCCCUCACAACCACGGCCCACCUUUCAACAGCGGUGGAGGCCCGCGCAUGAUGGGUCCGCCCCCGGGCCAGGGCCGAGGAGACAAUGGUAACUACUGGGUAGAUGACUCCAUGAGAGGAGGGCCUCACAGAGGGGGCCACUUCCACCGAGGAGGCCGAGGCCGAGGAGGAGGAGAGCCGGGCUUCAGGGGCAGAGGACGAGGGGGGCCCAGAGGAGGACACAACAACAUGAAUGACAUGUCCAAGAGGCCUGUGUGUCGUCACUUCAUGAUGAAGGGAAGCUGCAGGUACGAGAGCAACUGUGCUUUCUACCACCCUGGUGUAAAUGGACCCCCGCUGCCCCCCAACUACCCCGCUAACAACCAACACAACCAGCACCCACAGCAUGGACACUAGUGGCACUGCUGUCAACUGAAACAACUCAGAGCUGGGAUCAAACCCUGCACCGUUUGAGACGUCACUCUGCAGCCGACUGGCCUGAAGCAGCCAGCUUUGCUCCCCUGAAAGGCGAGUGAAGGCUGGUAGUCGCUCACUGAUGCCACUGUGUGUUUUUAUUGGGAUCAUUUUAAACAGUGACACUGAACCACUAUGUCUGAGCUGCUGCAGCUAGCUGCCGUCUAAUCCGUGUCUUUCCACUCCAUUAACGCGGUCGACCAAACAGACGCCGCCUACUCGGCAGAAAGCUUUCCACACCACUGAAUUCCUUCUGAUUGUGGCUGUUGUGCUGUGUACAUGUGAUAUUGCUCUCAUGUUCCCUUUAGUUGGGCUCCUUCAGGAGAGUCAGAAAAGUGACACAAACAUUUACGAAGCACUUUAUGACGCAAAAAGCUAACACGGCCAUGAUUUAUUAAAGGUGGGCCUGAAGACAAACUGCAUGGUGAUCAGAUGUUCGGUUCUUCCAGCAGCUGCUAUUGAAUGUGAGGAGGUGAUGAAAAAGAAGCCACAGCAGUGUGUCUUACCAUAUGUAAGCUUCCCCUCUGUGCAUCCUGUUGAGCAGCUUAGAGUGUGUGGCAUGACAAUCAUGAGCUUCAAACAUGGCGUGGUGCUGUCACAGUCCAGAGCUGCUGUGUCUUCUGUAGUUCGUCUGAACCCAGAGGAGACAUACGACUGUUUUCUGUGAAAACGAUGACCUUUGUGUCUCUUGUGGGACUGUGAGAAUGUAUUGGUUGUUGAUUUUUCUUUUUUUUCAUGCGAUCAUCAGAAUGUUGGCCCUUUUUUAAGAUGGGUACAGUUUUUGUCGGUAUGAAAUGUUUGUGUUAAUACAGAAUACACAUUCAUACUAUUAAGUCAUAUUUUUCGUUGAAUUCUUUUGUACACAGUGUAUUGAAUAAAUGU
Anoplopoma fimbria (sablefish) is the source of this 5039-nucleotide messenger RNA. It is a transcript of the gene ppp1r10, whose product is annotated as protein phosphatase 1, regulatory subunit 10. The coding region runs from base 1668 to 4100 and encodes 810 amino acids. The record is from RefSeq and is a predicted model, not a curated record. Gene Ontology annotation, cellular component: nucleus. Lineage: Eukaryota; Metazoa; Chordata; Actinopteri; Perciformes; Anoplopomatidae. Gene Ontology annotation, molecular function: metal ion binding. The transcript is spliced from 19 exons.